AUGAUGAGAAAAGACAGCAGACACCUUCUGAAGUACACCCUGACACACAAAUCGCACAAGAAGACUCGUAGUCGGCCGCGUCCAACCAGAACCAUCGUGACCCGCAGCCAGUGUUCCGGUCACACUGGCUUCUUCCACCGGCUCCCGGCAGAGGUGUUCGCCAUGAUCCUGGAUAAACUGUCCGUGCUGGAGGUCAGUGUGCUCAGCAUGGUGUCCAAGGAAAUCACAAAAUACAUUUUGGACUACAUCUCCACCCUGGCCUGGAAGAAUAAAACAAUCAUUCAAAGCUUUCAUCAUGCCACCUGCCUUGAGCAGAGAUCCACUGUUGGACACUACCGAGACCUGGGUUUGUUGUUCAAGAGAUGUACCCUGUUGCUACCAACAAAGGAGAGGUUAAAGUUUAUCUUUAACAAGUUUUCACAGAUUCCCUGCUUCCUGUUGGAGCAGUGUUUAGCACCAGACUGCAUUGGCUUCUCCAGCUACGGAGUCUUCCUCCAGACACUGAUCGCAGGGUGGGAUGAGCUGGAGUGCCACAGAGUGUUCAACUUCCUUAGUGACCACACAAAUCUGCUGCAAAAAAUAGAGGCAGUCGUCACUGGAAAACCAGGGGUGAGGUGGUACCAAAAGAUGCAGCUCCGUCUAUUCUGCCGCCAGGUUCUGUUGGACCCGUGGCCGAACCAGCCAGAGUGUCAAUUCUGGCUGACGCAACUCCUGAAGCCGUGGCCCAUGGUCAGCCAGGCACACUUGCUGUUCGUCCUCUAUGGACCUCUGAUGCCUGAGGGCACCUUCGCUUGGCAGGAUCUGGUGGAGAGGGGGCUGCCUCACAGCGCUCUGUGGGAACUGGCCAGAGCCAUCCUCCUGCUCUUCGGCAAACUAGAACUCAAAUGCCAGACCGCCAAUUCCCUGCUGGCAAUCUUGGAGGAGAUCAUUGUCAUUCCUCAGCCAUGGCAUGUGGAGAAUGUGGCUCGUCUGUUGGUGCUGUGUGGCAGCAGUCUCUGCUACACUGUUCUAGCCAGCAAGGCCGUCAAUGGACGACUUCUUGAAAUCUCCAGACUCAUGGUGUACAUCAUACUGGUGUGUGAGAAAGACGGCUAUCACAUGACGUGGGCGGUGAAAAUGGUGCAGCAGAUCUGCAAGGUCUUCAGCACGGCUCCUGAAAGGUUCGGCUUCAUCCAACAACUGGAGAACAUGUUCUCUGAGGUCACCAGGGAGUUUUUCGAGUUUUCUGUAACAGGAAACCAUCUUGAGGACAGGGAGACUUUCCAGACACUGUGUUUCCUCCUGGACUCCAGUGCUCGCUUCCACACUAAAUUCCUCCACAUGUUCCUCAAAUAG
Cyclopterus lumpus (lumpfish) is the source of this 1335-nucleotide messenger RNA. RefSeq names its product F-box only protein 47-like. The coding region runs from base 1 to 1335 and encodes 444 amino acids. NCBI's taxonomy places the organism in Eukaryota, Metazoa, Chordata, Actinopteri, Perciformes, Cyclopteridae. The transcript has 10 exons. The record is from RefSeq and is a predicted model, not a curated record. Gene Ontology annotation, molecular function: protein binding.